Naegleria gruberi is the source of this 1852-nucleotide messenger RNA. Its product is annotated as sugar transporter. Gene Ontology annotation, biological process: transmembrane transport. Gene Ontology annotation, molecular function: transmembrane transporter activity. Gene Ontology annotation, cellular component: membrane. The transcript is spliced from 8 exons. Bases 13 to 1836 code for a protein of 607 amino acids. The record is from RefSeq and is a predicted model, not a curated record. NCBI's taxonomy places the organism in Eukaryota, Heterolobosea, Eutetramitea, Acrasida, Naegleriidae.
AACAACAAAAAAAUGGGAAAAAAGAAGAAGCCAGCUACCACUAAUACAAGUGCCUAUCAACAAGUGGAUGAUGAUGGCGAUUCUCUCUUGAUACAGGAACCUGUUGUACUUCAAUCAACAACACCAAAACAAGAACCAAUUUUUAGUCAGGGAGGAAGUGUUCCUAUUGAUGAUCAAUUAGAUGAUGUUUACAAUAAUUCUCAAACAUACAACAACAAUACUUCAUCAUCGGUUUUUAUUCCAUCCUCCUCAUCUAAUGGAAACAAUCCACCAAAUAACAAUAAUAAGAAUGAUUUCGAUGAUGAUGGAACUAAAGUAAUGACCUUUGAAGAGGCUGUCGAAUAUAUUGGAUUUGGAUGGUAUCAAAUAUUCCUAAUGAAUAUUUGUGGUGCUGGUUGGUUAUUUGAUGGUAUCGAGUUGACAAUGAUUAGUUUUAUUAUUCCACAAUUAACUGAUGAAUGGUCAAUGACUCCAGUCCAAGCUGGAUCUUUGGGAAGUGCUGUUUUUGCAGGCAUGAUGAUUGGAGCUUGGUUGGGAGGAAUUGUUUCUGAUAAGGUUGGAAGAAAAUGGAUCUUUUGUGGCAGUGUAUUUAUUAGUGCAACAUUUGGGCUUGCCUCUUCAUUUUCUAAUGGAUACAUAGCUUUUAUUUUCCUUAGAUUCUUUGUUGGAUUGGGUUUAGGUGCGAUGGUUCCAGUUGAUUUUUCAUUAUUUAUGGAAUUCAUUCCACCAAAGAAUAGAGGUGCUAUUUUGGGUGUUUUGAACAUUUAUUGGAGUAUUGGAGCUGCUUUCGAGUGUUUAAUUGCCUGGAUCUGUUUACAAGCUGGUGGUUUCAGUUUAGAGACCUCAUGGAGAUGGGUUGUUGCUUUGAGUUCAAUUCCUGGUUUUGUAAUAUUUAUUUCACGUUUAUUUGUUCCAGAAAGUCCAAGAUUCAAUGCUCUCAGAAAUAAGGCAUCUGAAGUUCACAAGGUUAUCAACACUAUGGCUGAGGUCAAUUGUAUUUCUAGAGAUGAUCCAAAGAAGGGAUGGAUUUUCAGAAGAUCCAAGUGGAGACUCAGACUUCCAAAAGUUGAAAAGCAACUGAGUCCUUGGGAACAAUUGAAGAAUUUAUUCGCUAAAGAUUACAUUCUUGGUUCAUUCCUGUUGUGGAUUAUUUGGUUCUUUAUGAGUUUUGGUGGCUGGGGAUGUAAGUUCUUGUUACCAAUUGUAUUUAUCAAAUUGCAGAACAAUAACGUGUAUUUGAAUACUUUCUAUGUAACUGGUGUAGGAUUCAUCUCAAACAUUUUCACUUUAUUUAUUAUUGAUAGAAUUAGUAGAAGAGCCUUGAUGAGUAGUACAUUUAUUAUUACUGGUUUAUUAACAGCAGUUGUUGGUAUUAGUGAAGAUCCAAUCUAUGUAUUGGUAUUUUCAAUGUUGAGUAAUUUCUUCUCUUCAUUCCCAUGGGCAGUUGUUUACACGUAUACACCGGAAUUUUACCCAACCUCUUUCAGAGCUACUGGUAUGGGAACAUGUUCUGCAUUUACAAGAUUGGCUGGUACAAUUACUCCAAUUGUUGGUGAAGUCUUGUUGAAGGAGAAUUACUUUAUUCCAUUCCUUGUGUUUGGUAUUGCAUUCUUCAUUAGUGGUGUGGCUGCAAUCUUCCUUCCAAGAGAAACACUUGGUCAAGCUCUCGAAGACGUUUCAGGAGAAUCUCACUUUUUGCCAAACUCAAAGAGCCACUUCCAAGUUGAAACUUUGGGCACUCCAUCAGUUCCAUCCUCAAGUACUGAUCUCACUUCAUCUCUUUUGGAAGAAGAUAAGAUUUAUACUGCUUCCAAUGAUACAGCUAUUAAUGUUUAAUAAAACAAAGUUGUGU